CAUCUCAGCUAUCGCCAAAUCAUCAAGCGUUCAUCAUCGCUGUUCAUUAACAGCAGUUCCUCGUAAGCCGUUGCGCUCGCAUCGCCAUAUCCGUUAGGCCAAUUUUACCUAUAGCCUGACCCUUUCGACGCGAAUAUCCCUCGCGUCGUUUUCCUGAUCACAUAUAACCACCUCAUAAUCAGUCGUAAUCAAUCAUAAUCAACAUGUCUGGAAAGCUCGACCAGUCUUUGGACGAAAUCGUCUCUACCCAGCGCCGCGUUGUCGGUAAAGGCCGCCAAAACCCCCGUCGAUCUGCAAGACGACCCGCUACAACUGCUCCUGUUGGUGGCGUUCAAAAGACUUCGAGGCAGCCUCGCGCUGCAGCAGCUAAGCAAAUUCCUGCUAAGGCAACCGGCAGUGGAGAGAGCAAGGUGGUUGUUAGCAACCUACCCAAAGAUGUGAACGAAGGCCAAAUUAAGGAGUAUUUUGCGACCUCAGUUGGACCUAUCAAGCGAGUGGAGCUUUCUUACGGCCCGAACAGCGUAAGCCGUGGCAUCGCUACGGUUACCUUUGCCAAACCCGAUGGCGCCAGCAAGGCUUUCAACGCCCUAAACGGCCUUCUUGUUGACAACCGACCAAUCAAGAUCGAGAUUGUUGUUAGCGCCGCCAAGGCCGCAGAGAUAGCGCCUCCUGCGAAGACUUUGACCGAGCGCAUCACCCAGCCCAAGGCACAGCCCAAGUCUGCGGCAAACGACAAGAAGGAAGCGGCUUCGAAGGCCGCAGGUGCUGGUGCUCGUGGUCGUAAGCGCCGUGGACCCCGCAACAGCCGCCCAGCCAAGAAGACAGCUGAGGAGCUCGAUUCCGAGAUGGCAGAUUACUUCGAAGCUAGCAAUCAGAAUGAGAACACCAACGGCGCUGCACCUGCUGCCACCAGCGGUGACGCCCCAAUGGAGGAUGAAAUUCUAUGAGCGAAUAGUUUAGACCUGGAUUGAUUUUCAGUCGGAAUGGUGCUCUUCUGCAUCAAUAUCUCCUUCCAUCGCUUGUACCGUAGCUUGACUUGAUUUCAAUUU
This is a messenger RNA of Daldinia vernicosa, 1049 nucleotides long. RefSeq lists its product as uncharacterized. Gene Ontology annotation, biological process: mRNA export from nucleus. Gene Ontology annotation, molecular function: mRNA binding. Bases 204 to 947 code for a protein of 247 amino acids. The transcript is spliced from 5 exons. NCBI's taxonomy places the organism in Eukaryota, Fungi, Ascomycota, Sordariomycetes, Xylariales, Hypoxylaceae. The record is from RefSeq and is a predicted model, not a curated record. Gene Ontology annotation, cellular component: nucleus.